UAAAUUCGAUACGAGUCUAGUAGCCUAUUACCUAAGUUUCAUAAAUUUAACUUAUAGCUAUUUCCCACACCCUUUCUCAUAUCAAACUUGGUCUUAGCACAUAAAAAUAAGUAUUUUAGAGACAACCUUUAUCAAUUUCAACUGAAAAAGGGAAAAAUGUGGGUCUUAUAGGAUUAAAUUUAAAACUGAAAAAUGAUUUCCAUGAUUGAGUUUUGAAUGCAGAUCAAUACUCUCACUUAUGCAAUUACUACAUUGUUUGUCCAUCUAUCAGUUGAAACCGUUUAGUUAGGGAUACAAGUUAAGGAAUUGAAGGUUCAAGAAAAAUCAAGCUUUUAUGCCACAUUAAAUGUGUAAAUGUAGUGCAGGAACACCUAGCCUUAAACCGGCGUGGUAUUGAUCACAUGGUGUGUUCAAUUAGUCCCAUUCCCUGGAGUUGGAGCUGCAGGUUACUGUCCUGGCGGCCCUCCCACACUUCUCUCCCCAUAUCUUCUUGUUUUCCUGCAGAAUAGAAGGACUACUUAAAAUAAAUAUAUAGUUUAUGGCACUAUUAAAUUGGCAAUUAAUAUUGUCUCACUACAAGUACAGAGAAAAAUGUAAAUAAGUUUGCUGUUAUUUUUGCUUAUUUGGGAAUAUAACAAUUUAAUAUAAAAUAUGAGAAAAAUCUUUUUCUUCAGUUAAUGUUUAAAUGUGAGUGUGCAUGGGAAAACGACCCACUUUGUCAAUGGCUAUAAAGCCGCUUUGCCAGUUAAUUCAUAUAAAUAUACAAUUUAAUCUCGCCUUAAUGAUAACCGACAAAGUGGGACGUUUUACUAAACACACUCACAAGUAUACCAAAAAGAGUUUUGGAGGAACUGUCGUAGGGAGCAUGAUUUGCCACAUCAAGUAUGUAAGCAUGGUGAUGAACAUGUUUGGAUAUUCAAGCUUUAUUUAUAAUAUUACGUUCUGUAACUAACAAUUUACAGUGCCUAUAGGUAAAAGUUAACCAAAACACUACACUACCAAAAGCCAAAAAACAUUAUUUUGAAGGCAUUCAUAGUUUUGUGCUCAUGGUACUCUGGAGCAAAAGUCCAUAGGCUAUAGUUACUGCUUACCAUCAAGGUGGGCAUAUUCUAGUUUGCUAUCACAAUAGUUUUCAACAAAAAGUUAAGUAUUAUAAAGUAUUAUAAUUUGUUGAAAGUACAAGCCACAAAGUAGGUACCUAUUUAAGGUAAAUCUGAGAUAAUUUUAUGUGUUACUUACUUAUUGUAUUUUUUUUUACUACAUCUAUCUCAUUAUAAGAGAACUGUAUUGUAUUUAUGUCAGAAACACUUGGGCAGUUCACAUGCAACAUGUUACUCAACUUUCCUCAAAGAUGGCAGCACCAGUGGCGAGUAUUGAUUUUUUGCCUGCUCUAUGUUGGAGGUAGUCAUGCUGUGGGAAAUCAAUAUUGUUUGUUCCCAAUUCGGUGGAAAAGUUAUCCGGCAUCGUGAAAACUAAGACGCAAAUUGCAAAUUUAGCAAAUAAUUCGAAAUUAACUUAUAUUACACUAACUUGUGGAGAUUGAGAGCUUUACAUAGUGAAAUGUAUUCGAUGGAUUGAUUCGAGAUUCACCUUCGCGUGUUCGUUGUUUCGCUUGAAAGUUUAUUUGCCGCUUUAUUAUGCGUUCGUUGACCGCGGUCCACGGGCACCCCCUGCCUGAGCUGGGCGUUCCCUCCAGCAUCAACCAGGGCGACGGGAGCGGAGACGACAUGGCCGGAGCGCAGGACACCAUCUACCUCUGCAACUUCCGCGUCUCGGUCGACGGAGAGUGGCUCUGUCUAAAAGAACUGCAAGACAUGGAAAUGCAGGAUUCCUAUAUAAAGCCUGCUGAGCCCGGCGUUAUCACCUCGCCCGACGAUCCGAUGCAUUCUUUAAUGGCACGUGACCCCGUAGUCAUAGAGCGCAGCAAUCUGGUGAAUAUCUCCAAGUUGAUCGUUAAGGAGCUAAUCGAACAAUCGCUGCGAUAUGGACGGAUGCUGGACAGCGACCAUCUUCCGCUGCACCACUUCUUCAUCGUCCUCGAACAUGUCAUGCGUCAUGGACUUAAACCUAAAAAGCAUUUGCAGGGUCUUCUUGGUCCUAAAAAGGAGCUGUGGGAUAUUCUUCAGAUGGUUGAAAAAUACUCGCCAGAAGCAGCCGAUAUUACCGCCAGUGUCCGAGAUCUUCCAACCGUCAAAACUGCAAUGGGCCGUGCGCGCGCGUGGCUCAGGCUCGCGCUGAUGCAGAAACGCCUCGCGGACUACAUGCGACUCUUGCUGGAGCAUCGAGAGGACACGCUGGAGGAGUACUUCGAGCCGCAUGCUCUCAUGCUAAACGAUGAGGCUGUGAUCAUCACGGGACUGCUCGUCGGCCUCAACGUUGUCGACUGCAAUCUGUGUGUCAAGGAGGAAGAUCUGGACAGCCAGCAAGGCGUGAUCGAUUUCUCACUAUACCUCCGAGGCAGCAACUCCUCCACCGACCUAACUACCACCACCAAUAACGCCAACACGGAGCCGAAGCAGCGGCACAUCAACACCAUGUUAGAUCAAAAGAACUACAUUGAAGAACUCAAUCGGCAUCUCAACGCAACGGUAGCUAAUCUGCAGGCCAAAGUUGAAGGUCUGACUACAACGAACGCCUUAAUGAAGGAAGACUUGGCGAUCGCCAAAAACACAAUGAUCACCCUGGUCGAGGAGAAUAAUCAACUGAAACAUGCAUUGGGUCAAGACAUCACUAAAGAUAGUAGGAUGAAAGUAACUGAGCUGCAGUCGGAUGAAGAGGAAAAACGCAGUGUUAAGAGUGUCACAUCUGAUAAGAGUAAGAACGAAAAAGAUAGUGAAGUAAGUCGAGUGCUCGAGGAAGAAAGGAAGAAAAAUGUAGAGCUGCAAAGAGAACUGGAUUUACAGAUUUCAUUAAAAGCUGAGAUGGAGGUAGCUAUGAAAUUAUUAGAAAAAGACAUUCAUGAUAAACAAGACACAAUAGUAUCUCUUCGACGACAACUUGAUGACAUUAAAUUAAUCAAUUUGGAAAUGUACAAAAAAUUACAGGAAUGUGAAAGUUCCUUGAAACAUAAAACAGAGCUAAUAGCCAAAUUGGAAGCAAAGACUGAAUCAAUGGGCAGCACGAUACAUCAGCUUGAUGAGAAGUUAAAGGAAGACAAGGCUGUUAGGACGAGUUUGGAAGAGAGCGCGCGGUCGCUGGGGCAGAAGACUGCGGCCGCGGAGACGAGAGCGGUCACCGCCGAAGGAGAUCUCAGGAUAGAACGCGAGUGGAGGACUUCGCUACAGGAAUCUAUGAUACGUGACCGAGACAAAAUAUCAAUGUUGACACAAGAAGUAGAAUCUCUCAAAUCUAUUGGACAGAAAUAUCUAGCACUACAAGAAGAACAGCACCUCCUUAAAACCCAAUACAGCGAAGCUCAGAAAACUCUAGAAGAAGUGGGUGCGACGUUAAGCGAGAACAAGUUACAGCUAGCCGAGUUGUUAGAGAAGGAAGCCUUGACUGCCUCGACCGAUGACACGCCCAACUGGACCAGCGAUAAAGACGCCACGGUCUGCACGGCGUGCGCCAAAGAGUUCACGAUAGCGAGGCGGAAACACCACUGCCGACGCUGUGGCCACAUAUUCUGCAGCGCCUGCAGCGACAAGUCCGUGGCUCUAGUCGGAAACACGAAACCGGUACGAGUCUGCGACGCCUGCUAUGCCGAGGUCAGGUUAACGUAGCCAUAGCUCAACUAGGGUACUAUUCAAUUCGUAGGGCUGACCAAAUAACUAAUGGACUCUUGGUUUUGUGGGAAACUACUUCUUGGCCAUUCAUUUAAUGAUUUUUAGCUGAAGUCCGUUGCUUUAGUCGGCAGCAACAAGCCCGUACAAGUCUGCGAUGCCUGCUACGCGGAGGUUAGGUUAACGUAGCGGUACCUCAACUAGGGUAAUAUUCAAUUCGUAGGACUGACCAAAUAAAUAACCGAUGGACUCUUGGUUUAUGUUCACGGGUUCGCAUCGUAUUUGGAUCGAACGUAGUGCGAAACCGCUCUUAGUAACUGAAUCGUAAUUCGUAACAUCGAGUUGUUGCUGAAUUCCGUCGCUUUGGUUGGUAGCAUCAAGCCCUUGCGUAUCUGUUACGCGGAGGUCAGCUAGCCAUAGCUCAAUUAUGUUACUAAUCAAUUCGUACAACUGAUUAGAAACCGACUUACAAUGGUAAAAGGCAUUAUUAAGCCGUCAGACAUCGCGCCACUACACCCGACGUCGGUGGCAUAUGUAUGUACAAGUAAGUGACAAGAGGUUUAAUUUUUGGUAGCAUCUAAAAACAGAAUCUUACUAGCAGCGAGCCUAACUAACGAAUGUAAGAUAACUUCAGGGUAUAUGAGUGUGAUAUUGGCACGUAUAAUAUUUGUGGAGUCUUUGGUCAGUGAAAAAAAUCAAGUCCAUAAUCAAGUGUUCAUUACGAAUGUACCAACGAUUUAAAAAAAUGUAGCUAGAUUUGAUCUAGUACAAAGUCAAAUACUGACCCGCUAAGCCAAUUAGUGAUAUCUCAAAACUAAUGCAAAAAUAUUACUUUAGAUGUGACGUUUUCAACAGAAAAGAUACCACAUUGUAAGUAGUUAAAAAGUCGAUUUCAAACUGGUUUUAUUAAGCGCCUGUAGCACAGCCUUAACUCCCUACCCAGACGUGUAGACACACCCUCAUACACACGUCUGUGAACGCCUUAACAUUCAUACACUCACCAUUCAUCACAUUCACUCAACCAAUCAUUCACACACUCGCGUGCGCCAUAUUAUUCAGUCCGAAUCCGUUUGCCUUUGAACAAAGAUGUAAGGUCGCGACCUUACAACUACAUGUAAGUGUCCUUUUCCUAGUUGUUUUGCGUAAAUCACGGGACCCCUUUGACCAUCCCCGGUUAUACGCCUUAUUUACAACUGAUAAUAAGUACCCAAAAAUUAACCUUAUGUUGGUCGGUCGAAACGUCAUGUUUCCUGUCGCGUUGUGUUUUCGAGGAACCUCUAUUGGGCUUAUGGGAUUAGAAUACGUAUAAAUUAAGUAACGUUUAUAUAGACUAGUCAUAACUUUUGUUACAAACAUAAUUGUCUACUACGGCUAUGAAUAAGAAUUAAUUGUUUAAAAAAACAAUAAAUAUGUUUCAUGUAAGCAUGCAAUCUGACAAAACUUUUUAAAUAAUUAUGAAAAGUCAUUAUUUCAUAGUUUUUAUGUAGGUACAUUUUAUAUUGUAACAUAAAUUGUGGCUAGAUCAAGUAGUCAAAUACUUUAAUUAAUGUUUUCUUUACUAUUGGUAAAUUCAUAAUGCCGGCUGUACAGACUUGUUAAGAUACCCUAAGCAAGCAGAUAAUGAGUCUAUACGUUCAGAAUUCAGUCUAUUGUGACAGCCAAAGUGCCAAAUAUAUCGUAACACACCUUAGUUGCCAUAUCCAUACUUCCAUACUAAUAUUUUAAAUGGGAAAGUGUGUGUGUCUGUUUGUUUGUCCGUCUUUCACGGCAAAACGGAGCGACGAAUUGACGUGAUUUUUUUAAGUAGAGAUAGUUUAAGGGAUGGAGAGUGAUAUAGGCUACUUUUUGUCUCUUUCUAACGCGAGCAAAGCCGCGGGCAAAAGCUAGUAAAUAAAUAUGUGUAUAUUUGGCGCUAUGGCUGUCGUAAUACCUACCUUCUCGUCUCACUCUUACUAGACUAGACUCAUCUUACGCAUUACAACUGAAUCAGAAAGCCGCCGAGAUUCAAUGAGCCCGGCACAAAAGGCGCUCGAGAUUUGUACUGAACAGUCAAUAUUUUCAUAGACAAUCUGUGCUAGUUUUUGUAAACAUAAACCUUAAACACCCAAUGGGAAAGAAUCAUUAUUCUAGGGGUAAAUAUAAUUAUUACAUAUACUUUAAAUAUGAAAAUUGAAUAAUGAAUAAGUGAUUAUUAAAAAAAGAUCAAACAGAAACCCUGAAUAUAUUAUUUUUAUUGUUUUCGCAUGAAAAGUCUGUCAGCAUGUGAGGAUUUUGAGGCUUACCUUGCGUUAAAUAUUUUUACCGUUUAUGGUAUUUAGCAAAUAAGUACAGUGCACGCUCGAUAGUAAACAAUCAUUGUAUAUUAUUAUAUAAUCAACAUUCUCCAAAUGUGGCACUUGCGCUGAUUCUCAUCAAGCUUAUUGCGUGGGGCUUGUGCAAUGUACAUUUACUUUAUUGUAUUUUAAUACAAAUAUAUUUGAAAUUUAGUCAAUGAGUUUGAUGACGAUGUGUUAAAAAUGAACUAGAACAAAUUCCAUUUUAACUAUAAAUAUUUUAAUUAUGUAAAAUUGUAUUUACUUAUUUUAAUGUGGUGCUUAUAUGAAACCAUGUUUGUCAAAUAUAUUGUUGUUUAAUAUUGUAAAUAUCUAUAUUAUUGAUAAACAGAUUGACAUUAUGGAAUUACAAAAUGAAUGAAACAUACAAAUAUCUUUGAUUUUAUAUCACUUUAUACAUAUACACCUUGUUUUUAUUGAAUUCCGUUAACUUUAAGGGAAGGUUCUUUAGAUCGAAUACAAUUAAUUUCUCUAAGAAACUAGCGUCUUAACUUCUUACGG
Messenger RNA from Leguminivora glycinivorella, 6553 nucleotides. Its product is annotated as RUN and FYVE domain-containing protein 2-like. The record is from RefSeq and is a predicted model, not a curated record. Gene Ontology annotation, cellular component: cytoplasm. The transcript has 14 exons. Lineage: Eukaryota; Metazoa; Arthropoda; Insecta; Lepidoptera; Tortricidae. The coding region runs from base 1638 to 3719 and encodes 693 amino acids. Gene Ontology annotation, molecular function: metal ion binding.